Saccharomycodes ludwigii is the source of this 1881-nucleotide messenger RNA. It is a transcript of the gene ROK1, whose product is annotated as RNA-dependent ATPase ROK1. Gene Ontology annotation, molecular function: ATP binding; RNA helicase activity; nucleic acid binding. NCBI's taxonomy places the organism in Eukaryota, Fungi, Ascomycota, Saccharomycetes, Saccharomycodales, Saccharomycodaceae. Gene Ontology annotation, biological process: maturation of SSU-rRNA. Gene Ontology annotation, cellular component: 90S preribosome. The coding region runs from base 1 to 1881 and encodes 626 amino acids. The transcript has a single exon. The record is from RefSeq and is a predicted model, not a curated record.
AUGGAUAUUUUCAGAGUAUUGACUAGAGGCGCAAAUAUUAACAAGAGAAAACAGUUACUAUCAAAUAAUACGAAUAAAAAUGAUGCAAAUAACGAACUUCAACGAGAACAAAAAAAAAAAGAAGAUCAGAUCACAAAAGAAUUGGAUUUCUUCCAUAAUAAAAAAAUCGUUACAAAAGUCAUAAAUAAUAAUGCUACUGACGCUGACACCAACAGCACCGCCAUUUCACAAGAUACUGCAACUGCCACCGAUAAUGACGACGUUAUACCACCUAAAAUCAAUAGCAAAGAGGAUGCAAUUAAAUUACGUAAAUCAUACAAGGGUAAAGUCACAACAGGUAAUUUAAUAGGUACUUCUAAAAACAAUGAUUUGGACUUCAACGCUUCGUUGCCGAUUGGUUCAUUUGAAGAUUUAAUUACAAGGUUUAAAUUCAAUAAAAAGUUGUUGGAUAAUUUGAUAGUUAAUGGGUUUACUGAACCAACUCCAAUCCAAUGUGAAAGUAUUCCAAACACGUUAAGCGGCAAAGAUAUUUUAGCCUGCGCUCCAACUGGUUCAGGUAAAACUUUGGCAUUUUUAAUACCAAUGGUACAACAAGUUUUAGAUGAAUGUAAUAAUAAUAAUAAUAAUAAUAAUAAUAAUAAUAAUAAUACCGGUAAUAGUGGCUUGAAAUGUCUAAUUAUUUCACCUACCAAGGAUUUAGCCAACCAGAUAUAUACCGAGUGCAUGAAAUUAGCAGCAAACAUUUUAGUAACAGGUCCUAAUGAAGACAAUACAUCCGAUAAGAAAAAUAAGAAGAGAAGUUUGAAUAUUGGCAUACUAUCCAAGUCUCUAGCCGCUAAAUUGAAAAAUAGAGUUGUUAGUAGCAAGAAAUAUGACAUUUUGAUUUCCACUCCGUUGAGAUUAAUCGAUACAAUGGGGAUUACUAGCACCAAUUCUAUAGCCGGGAGUAACAUUAACGAUGGGCACCUAGCCAAUACAGACUGUCCCUUGGACUUGAGUGGUGUUAAACAUUUAAUUUUUGAUGAAGCCGAUAAGCUAUUUGAUAAAACUUUUAUUCAGCAAACAGAUACUAUAUUGGCUUGCUGCACAUCCUCUACUUUACAAAAAAGUAUGUUUUCUGCUACUAUUCCCUCUAAUGUUGAAGAAAUUGCCUCUAGCAUUAUGUCUGUGUCUAUGGUUAGGAUUAUUAUUGGUCACAAAGAGGCAGCCAAUAGUAACAUCAACCAACAAUUGAUAUAUUGUGGUAACGAAGAAGGUAAGAUUAUUGCAAUCAGACAAUUAAUCCAAAAUGGAGAGUUCAAGCCGCCAGUUAUAAUUUUCUUGGAAUCAAUUACGAGAGCAAAAGCGCUAUAUCACGAACUAUUAUAUGAUAAAUUGAACGUUGAUGUUAUACAUUCCGAAAGAACGCAGUUACAAAGGAACAAAAUCAUCGAAAGUUUUAAAAACGGGGGUUUAUGGGUGCUAAUCUGUACUGAUGUUUUAAGUAGAGGUUUAGAUUUUAAAAACGUUAACCUAGUCAUAAAUUAUGAUGUUCCAACAUCUGCACAGAAUUAUGUGCAUAGAAUUGGUAGAACUGGUAGAAAUGGGAAAUCGGGAAAAGCAGUAACAUUUUACACCAAACAAGAUUCUUUAAGUAUUAAGCCAAUUAUUAAUGUUAUGAAACAAAGUGGUUGUGAAAUAGCUCCUUGGAUGGAAAAUAUGAGUAAAUUGACAAAAAAGGAAAAAAACAUUGUUAAAAGAGGUGUUAGUAAUAGAAAACAAAUUAGCUCUGUGCCUAAAAUAAUAAAACAUAAGAAAAGACAAAGAUUUGAGAUGGUUGAGGCAUCGAAAAAAAGGAAGAUGAUGGAUAAUGGGCGUAGUACAGAUAUUGAAGAUAAAUGA